AUGCGUCCGACACACGGCGACAAGGGGUCAAGAUCUGCCUGGCAGAAAGGACUUCAGGAGCUCUACAGAUCGGAAGCUGCACCAAGCGUUGUCAGUGUCUCCGCGUCUAUCAGCACCGUGGGCAAAGCAGGGAACUGGCCGGCUGCUCUGUGGUUGUUCAGUCAAAUGCGCCAGGCGAGAACACAGGCCAACUACGUCAGCUUUGGGGCAGCCAUCAGCACGGAGAAGAGGUGGCCAGAAGCGCUACAGCUUCUCUCUAGCAUGUUGACAUUCGCUUUGACGCCCAGCACAAUCUGCAUCAAUGCAGCCAUCAGCUCUGUUAAGCUUGGUGACUGGCAAGGUGCCCUAGAGCUGCUCUCCGACAUGCAACUGGGCAGCAUCCGACCUACGACCAUCACCAUGAACGCAGCCUUGAAUGCAUGCGGAAGUGCUGGACAAUGGCCGGCUGUGCUUGACUUGCUCUUACAGGUGCCUGCUGACAAACUGCUCCCAGAUGCAGUUUCUUUCAACACCGCCAUCUCUGCAGCGGGAUGUGCAAGCCUCUGGCAUUUUGCAGUGUACUUGACCCGACGCAUGCAUGCGGCACACGUCUCACCGGACACGAUCAGCAUCAACGCUGCCCUCGGCGCUUCUCAGAAGGCCGGGCGCUGGGAGCAGGUCUUCAGCAUGUUGGCCAGCAUGCCCACACGAAGGCUUUAUCCAGACAUCGUGAGCAGCACGUCUACACUUGGGAGCACACAGGGCGAAGCUUGGCAGGAAACCCUGGGCUUGCUGCUGCACAUGGCACGGGUUGCGAUCUUGUCGAACGUCAUCACCUUCAACGUCAUUGCGACGUCCAUGAGCCUUGCUGGCCAGUGGAAAAUAGUCUUACAGCAACUGCCAGACAUGCGAGCGGUACAAGUUGUACCGGACAGCUCCAGCUUCACAAAUAUCAUGCGCACAUAUUCCGACUGCGGGCUUUGGCAAACAUCCUGCAGGGUGCUUGUGGACCUGGCGGCGGCCAAAGUACCUGUCACGGCAGGCAUGCUGAGUCUUGCGGUGUCUGCAUGUGGGCUCGAUGGCGCAGAUCUCCAGUGGAGGCUUGCUCUACAGCUGCUCUCAGAUCUCACGCAAGGCACAACUAGGGUCGACCUCGCUUGCAUUACAACUGUCAUGGCUUGCUGUGAGAAGGGCUCUCAGUGGCAGAGGGCACUCCACCUCUUCAUGGAACUCCGUGAUUCUUUGGCCAAGCUAAACGAAAUCUGCUUCGGUGCUGCAAUCAGCGCCUGUUCCAAGGGAGGUCUCUGGCAAGUGGCACUUCAACACCUCAGCAACAUGGCUGGUGCUCUGACCCGGCCCAAUGCUGUUUGCUUCAAUUCUGCAAUUGCUGCUUGCGAAGUGGGCAGAGAGUGGAGCGCAGCACUCACCUUGCUCUCAGGAAUGUCUGCUACAAGCCCGGUUCCAGAUGCGAUCAGCUUCAGCACCAGCGUCAGCGCCUGUGAGAAGUGCUUGCGGUGGGAAUCGGCCCUUGGGCUUUCGAUGUCGGCCGGGCUCAGGGCCGAUGUCGUGAGCGCCAGCGCCGCCAUCAGCGCGGCCGGCAACCGAGGUAUGUGGCACCUCGCCUCGCAGUUCUUCUACGACAUGUCUGCCUCGGAAGCCCAACCCAAUCUCGUCACCUACAGCGCGGUCAUCAGCGCCUUCGCAGCGCAAGGUCAAUGGCAAGCAGCCUUGAGCCCUUUUUUAGAUCACAUGCGGCGGGCACAGCUUUUGCCAAGUGAGAUCAUCUUCAGCACCGGGAUGCUUGCUGCGUGCAGGGCUGUGGAGUGGACCCGGGCGCUUCAGAUGUUGUCUGCCGCGUCUAUAGCUGGACUCGAGCUAACCACCAUAAGCUUCAACACGGGUAUCAGUGCUUGCGACGAGGCCGGACGCUGGAAGGAUGCACUCUGCCUUCUGUACAACAUGGAGACCGCGCAGGUGAGCGAGAUCAGCUUCAAUGCUGCUAUCAGCGCUUGCAACUUCUUGCGCUCAGGGCCGAAACUGCGUGGAAGGCAGAGAGAAUGCCUCUGCAAGCCUCCCCACCCCUUUGCGCUCUAG
Molecule: messenger RNA, 2073 nt
Organism: Symbiodinium natans
Lineage: Eukaryota; Dinophyceae; Suessiales; Symbiodiniaceae
Source: the annotation of a GenBank genome assembly